CAAUGGUGUGGCAACCCCUUCCAGCUGUCAAAAUCUGCCUCUUGUCACCUUUUCUUUCUUUUCCGGUCAACGAACAGACCUCCUUCAAGAUGAGGAAAAUUAUGAAACAAGGCAAAAUCGUAAUCGUCCUUAGCGGACGUUACGCUGGCCGCAAAGCCAUCAUUGUCAAGACCUCUGAUGAUGGCACACCGGAGAAACCAUUCGGUCACGCUCUGGUUGCCGGUAUCGACAGAUACCCACGUAAGGUCACCAAGAAGAUGGGCAAGAACAAGUUGAAGAAGAAGUCCAAGAUCAAGCCUUUCCUCAGGAGCCUUAACUACAACCAUCUGAUGCCCACCCGUUAUACGGCUCAUGACAUCAGUUUCGAGAAGCUGUCGCCCAAGGAUCUGAAGGAUCCCGUCAAGCGGAAGACUCACCGUUUCCAGACCCGCGUCAAGUUCGAGUCCGUGUACAAGGAGGGCAAGAACAAGUGGUUCUUCCAGAAGCUGCGUUUCUAAGCAUUCAACUGGAUAACAAUUUGUCGUCGUUUUUUUUAAGUUUAAAUAAAAAAAACUAAGUAAGAAAUGUGACCGAUGAAA
Drosophila willistoni is the source of this 578-nucleotide messenger RNA. It is a transcript of the gene RpL27, whose product is annotated as 60S ribosomal protein L27. Gene Ontology annotation, molecular function: structural constituent of ribosome. The record is from RefSeq and is a predicted model, not a curated record. The transcript is spliced from 2 exons. Bases 3 to 497 code for a protein of 164 amino acids. NCBI's taxonomy places the organism in Eukaryota, Metazoa, Arthropoda, Insecta, Diptera, Drosophilidae. Gene Ontology annotation, cellular component: cytosolic large ribosomal subunit; ribosome. Gene Ontology annotation, biological process: translation.